AUGUCGCACGAUCCAUCACAGAGCCCAGGUGGCGCUUCAGCCCCUAGUGCCAACCCAUCUAUUCGGCCCAGGAACCGAAUUAGCCACACCAAGUCGCGGGGCGGCUGCUACACAUGCAAGCGGAGACGAAUAAAGUGUGAUGAGCAAAAGCCAGUGUGUGGCAGUUGCUCUGUUCGAGGUGGUGAAUGUAUCUUCCCAGACCCAGGGAGUACGAAGAACAAACCCAGGCGCCCGGCUUCUCAUAAUCUUAAUGCGACGACACCAAGCUCAGAUCCAGGCCAAUGUGAUCUACCAAUCCAAAGAGGUGGUCAAUAUGCUGGUAUCAGCCCUCUGUCUUUCAAUCUCGGCCCCGCCGGAGCAUCAAAUGACGAAGGCCGACCCGAUGGUCACCUCAACAUGACCGACCUGAAUUUACUGCAGCACUUCAUUCUGCAUACGUCAAAAAAGAUGACAUUAAAUCCCGCCAAAACAUUGGUGUGGGAACGAGUUUUCCCGGAGAUAGCCGGCGCAAACGAGUUCUUGAUGCAUCUGCUUUUGGCAUUGGCUGGCCUGGAUAUCCUCACCGAACAGUCACACGAUUCCUCAAACUCCAUUGAACAACGAACCUCACCUGACCAUCUUUCCAAGAGUCUACAGUUGGACAGAUUGAGGGUAGUGGUGGAGCACCACCAACUAGGUCUCAAAGGCCUCAAGGAAAAGCUUUGGUCGGUCAAUGAAUCCAAUGCCGAAAUAUUAAUGACCGGAUCAAUGCUGAUCGUCGGAUUUGCAUUUGCAUCUCUUCGAUUCGGAGACACGAAUUUCCCACAACCGUCGUCUAGCUCGCCCGGGAGUUUAGAUCUGUCAAAUGCCGGUAAACCGCAAACGCAUUGGCUCCGUCUCGUGGGCGGCGUUGCGUCUAUCACACGAAACCACUGGAUGACAGUAAAAACAGGUCGAUGCAGGGCUCUGUUAAAUUUCGGAAAUUCCCACGAAGACUGGAAGCUUUGUCGGUCUGAACUAGAUGGGACUGUGCCGAUGGAACUAGGCGCAAAAAUUUCGAAAUUCGCAUCUGGAGGCGGCAAGGCAGUCUCUGAUCUGCGAACGCUAAUACAUGCUCUUAUAGCAUCCGUGGAGCAAACAUUUCCUAACUCUGAGCAGAGUCACACUCUGAAGGAGCAGCUCCAUGCGCUUACUAUCUUUGAAGAAACGUACAUGCGUGUGCUAUAUGCACUUCGACUCCAGAGAUUCGAAUCACGACCCUCGUCAAAUAUUGAUGUCCAGGCGGAGAUCGAAGAGGCCGCUGUCACCUCUUGGCCGAGUUUUAUUUCACAGGGAUUCAUCUCCUCGUUGGAAUUCCAUGGACAUUUCGGGGUGAUAGAAGGCGUUUCAUUCACGAUUCUUGCUCACCUUUAUCUGACUCUCGCUAUCUUGAAGGACACAUGGUAUCUGGGGGCAACAUUUGAUGCAGAAAUCGGAAAGAUUAACACAUUGAUUUCUGGGCUGAGAGAUGAGAGAUUAGUGAGGCUGAUGGAAUGGCCGAUGGCAGUGGCUCAAACCCCAUGA
Molecule: messenger RNA, 1542 nt
Organism: Penicillium brevicompactum
Lineage: Eukaryota; Fungi; Ascomycota; Eurotiomycetes; Eurotiales; Aspergillaceae
Product: Zn(II)2Cys6 transcription factor domain-containing protein
Exons: 2
Coding region: 1-1542 (513 amino acids)
Biological process (GO): regulation of transcription by RNA polymerase II
Molecular function (GO): DNA-binding transcription factor activity, RNA polymerase II-specific; zinc ion binding
Source: RefSeq, a predicted model, not a curated record